AUGACAAUUCUCAGAAGAUUCUUUGUAGAGAAUAUACCUUUGAUGCUAAGAGGUAGUGUAAGAUUGGAUGGUAGUCAACAUUUGCAUUUAAAGAAGAGUCUGAGAUUGAAAGAAGGCCAGGAGGUGGAGUUGUUCGAUGGCAAUCAAUCGGUGAUCGCUGUGAUCGAUUCGAUCGGAAAGAAUCACUCUGAUCUGAUCAUCAGUAAAAUCAAUGAGAGUACUAGCAGCGCUGACAACCAACAUACAUUCGACAGCAGAAUAGACAUUGCAUCGUCACUUCCGAAGGCAUCGCGUGGUGACUGGAUGGUAGAGAAACUAACCGAACUCGAUGUUCGAUCACUCUACCUCAUAGAGACCGACUAUUCUAAAUCCUCAAAAUCAUCUAACAUCACCGACAACAAAUUCGAUCGAUACCAAAGAAUUAUUAUAGAAGCUGCAAAACAAUCAAAAAUAGUAAAAGAUAAUCUUUGGACACAUAUUAUAGUUGGACAUCCAACAGGUCAACCAUUACCACAACUAAUAGAGAAGUUCAAAACAGACUAUAUUAAAAACAACAACGACAACAACAACAACAAUAGUGUUGAAUCGUUGUCAAUACCAAAGGUAUCACCUAGAUUGUUGGUGAUGGUCGGAUCAGAAGGUGGUUUCACAGAGAAUGAAAUCAAUAAACUUUCAAAGCUAUCAAAUGUUUAUCCAACUAAUUUUGGUAAUUCAAUUCUUAGGAUGGAAACAUUUUCAUUAUUAUCAGCAGGUAUAUUCAAUCAAUUUUAUAGUUAUAUGUUUCCACCACCACCUUUGAAACCAGCCCAACAACCAUCAAGUAAAUAA
This is a messenger RNA of Heterostelium album PN500, 828 nucleotides long. RefSeq names its product 16S rRNA (uracil(1498)-N(3))-methyltransferase. The record is from RefSeq and is a predicted model, not a curated record. The transcript is spliced from 2 exons. NCBI's taxonomy places the organism in Eukaryota, Evosea, Eumycetozoa, Acytosteliales, Acytosteliaceae. Gene Ontology annotation, molecular function: rRNA (uridine-N3-)-methyltransferase activity. The coding region runs from base 1 to 828 and encodes 275 amino acids. Gene Ontology annotation, biological process: rRNA base methylation.